AUGAUGGUGCAGACUAAAAAACACAUUGCUUAUCCAAUGGUGUACUUACUUUUGAAAUUGGCAUUACUUUUGCAUGUGGCUACGACAACCGUUGAAAGAAGUUUCUUAGCUAUGAAUUUUGUGAAGAAUCAAUUGCGCAACCGUAUGGGUAAUGAAUUUUUGAAUGAUUGUUUGGUAACAUACAUAGGGAGUGAUAUAUUUGAUAGUGUUGAAAAUGAAAAAAUCUUACAACAGAUGCAAAAUAUAAAGACACGUAGAGAGCAAUUAUAA
Messenger RNA from Lathyrus sativus (Indian pea), 270 nucleotides. The record is from the annotation of a GenBank genome assembly. NCBI's taxonomy places the organism in Eukaryota, Viridiplantae, Streptophyta, Magnoliopsida, Fabales, Fabaceae.